Molecule: messenger RNA, 729 nt
Organism: Aphis gossypii (cotton aphid)
Lineage: Eukaryota; Metazoa; Arthropoda; Insecta; Hemiptera; Aphididae
Product: partner of xrn-2 protein 1
Exons: 4
Coding region: 229-537 (102 amino acids)
Source: RefSeq, a predicted model, not a curated record
CAUUCAGUCAUAGUCAUCACUCAUCAUCUAACGCCGACUAAUAUUUGUUUAGUGUUUACUAUUUGCUUUUCAGAUUUUAGCGUUCAAUUUAACGAUUAUCGCUUUUUUUGAUUUUAAGAAUACUUGCGUCUAUUUUUUGAAAAAGAGCGAAAAAUAAGACAAGUGAGAUUCAGUUUUCUAAAAUAGUGAAUUUGUUUAGUCAAUUAUUUAGUUUAGGUACCGAUAAAUAUGUCUUUUGACACAUCUUGGGAUGUCGAUAAAUACAGAUCUGAACAUGAAUAUGAAGAUCAUUGGCAAUUUAGGCGUCAAUUUUUAGUUGCUCAUCAAGACAAAUUCCCUGAGGAUCGUUUAGUAUGUUUAGCCCAAGUGUUUUUUAAUGUCGAAUUUUUAGGAUGCCAGUACCCCAAAAAAGUCAUGGACCUUAUUGAAACGCUAUCUGAAGGUUUAGCUGAUGACUUAAGGGAAAAACGUAAAGGAAAAUUACAAAGAACCUUUGUUGCAGCAUCAGACGCUGCUGAAGCUAAAGCUAAACGCUAAAAUGUUGAUAACACGAUUUAUCAUAUAUCAGAUCAAUAUCAAUCAGAUAAAUUACAAAUUACAAAAUAAUUAUUUACAAAUUGUAAUAUGCAUUGUGUGUAUUAUGAUAAAUUAAUUAUGUACAAUUUUUUUUUAAUUAAUUGACUUGUAAUAAUAUAAUUCAUAGAUAAUAAGUAUAAUUUUUAUUUCCAA